UGUUAUUUCACUCAGAACCAAAAGAAUUGAAGAUGGGCAACUCAUUUGCAUGUUUCUCUCAGAAUCAACAAAAAUCGGCGGCGAAAAGACGGCCGCCGGCGGUUCCUCUUCCUCCAUCUCUGUCAAACUCCGGUAGCCGGAAAUCAUCAUCCCAGAAGGUUGUUCCAUCGUCUUCCAUGAAAGAAAGCUUCGACGAAGCUUAUAUUAAGCAACAAGCUAUGACUGCUGUCUUGCUCCUACGACAACAUCAUCAGCAGUUUGAUCGCUCGGUUUCUCUUAGAGACCCUUUGUCGUCGUCGUCUUCAAGGAGGCAGAAAAAGAUUCCCAGAAGCUCCAGUUCUCGCCCCCCCACCUCGCUCUUUGAUUCUCUUCCUCAAUCUCUGCACCCUCUCCAACAGGACCCAAAAACUGAAGAUGCAGAAACUGGACAUUUUGUUCUGGUUCAUGGAGGUGGCUUUGGAGCAUGGUGCUGGUACAAAACCACAACAUUUUUAAAAGAAGCUGGAUAUCAAGUUGAUGCCAUAGACUUAACUGGUUCUGGAGCUCAUCCCCAAGAUUCAGACUCCAUCACAACUCUAGCACAAUAUGCAAAGCCCCUCACGAAUUUUCUCGAAAAUCUCCCUAGCGACAGAAAGGUUAUCUUGGUAGGGCAUGACAUUGGUGGAGCAUGUAUUUCAUAUGCAAUGGAGUUGCAUAAAUCAAAAAUCUCCAAAGCAAUUUUUGUAGCUGCAGCAAUGCUGAAGAACGAGCAGAGUGUACUCGACAUGUUCUCCCAUAAGCCCGGGAUGGAUGAUCUGUUUCAGCGUGCGCAGAUUUUCAUGUACUCGAAUGGGAAGAAACAUCCUCCUACUGCUAUAAAUUUCGACAGAUCAUUAGUGAAAGAUACCUUCUUUAACCAAACCCCUGCUAAGGAUGUGGAAUUAGCAUCAGUAUCAAUGAGGGCGGUCCCCUUCGCGCCCUUGACAGAGAAACUCUCUCUUUCUGCGAUGAAUUAUGGUUCAAUCCCGAGGUUUUAUAUCGAAACACAAGAAGAUUUUGCCAUCCCACUCCCACUCCAGGAGGCCAUGAUUCAUUCAAAUCCUCCUCAACAAGUUUUCCUGCUCAAAGGCUCUGAUCAUUCUCCUUUUCUGUCAAGGCCUCAGGCUUUGCACAAGAUUUUGGUAGAGAUAUCACACAUUUUGCCAAAAUGAAUGCCCACUGCUACCCAAAGUUUUGACUCUGGGAAAAUACCCAAUUUUCGACUAUCCAAAAGUGAUUGAAAACAUAAGAUUUUUUGUCCGAGGCAAUACUGCAUAAA
Molecule: messenger RNA, 1297 nt
Organism: Ipomoea nil (Japanese morning glory)
Lineage: Eukaryota; Viridiplantae; Streptophyta; Magnoliopsida; Solanales; Convolvulaceae
Product: putative methylesterase 11, chloroplastic
Exons: 5
Coding region: 33-1190 (385 amino acids)
Molecular function (GO): methyl jasmonate esterase activity; methyl indole-3-acetate esterase activity
Source: RefSeq, a predicted model, not a curated record